Messenger RNA from Triticum aestivum (bread wheat), 2183 nucleotides. RefSeq names its product F-box protein At5g07610. The transcript has 2 exons. The coding region runs from base 249 to 1433 and encodes 394 amino acids. Gene Ontology annotation, molecular function: protein binding. The record is from RefSeq and is a predicted model, not a curated record. Lineage: Eukaryota; Viridiplantae; Streptophyta; Magnoliopsida; Poales; Poaceae.
GAUUUUUUUUUGAGCUUAGAAAAUCAUGUGCUCUAUCUAAUCUAAGGCACAUUUUGGGCCGAGAGGCCGCCGCAAUUGUGUUUUAUCCUUGGGCCGCCAAACACGGAGCAGAGUGCGUUUUUUUCAGUGAGAGCAGAGUCCCCUUCCGGUGGUUUCGGCAGCUCGCCUCCGCCAUCUCCGCCGCCGUCGUCGUCGCCGUCGUCCCGUUCGUCGCCGCCAUCCCCAUCGCGUUUGAGCACCCCCUUGGGAUGGAGAAGAGGAAGAAGGAGGAGGAGGAGGAGGAGAAUCCGCCGGCAGCGGAGAGCCUCUGGGGCGACCUGCUCCCGGAGAUCCAGUCGGAGAUCCUGUCGCGGGUGCCAUACCGGUCGCUCUGCCGCUUCAAGUGCGUGUCCACGGCGUGGCUGGCGCUCUGCUCCGACCCGGCCGUCCGCAGGAGGUCGCCGCAGACGCUCUCCGGCUUCUUCUGCUACUCCCAAGUGGACGUCGGCGACGGCCGGCGCCAUUACGGCGUCAGCUUCCUCAACCUGUCCGGGUGGGGCCGGCCGAUGGUCGACGACCCCUCCCUCAGCUUCGUGCGCGGCUACUGCCACGUCACGCCCAUUCACUGCUGCGGCGGCAUCCUCAUCUGCUGCUGCUGGAAGUUUGACAUGAGCGACGAGGCGGAUUUUGUCGUGUGCAACCCUGCCACCAAGGAGAUCUGGGCCGUGCUGCCGGUGCCCCGGAACGAGAUGAUGACGCGCCUCAACACCGCUCGCCUGUGCUUUGACCCCGCCGCUCCCCGCCGCUUCAAGGUGUUUGUGUUCGUGCAAAGUUUCGCUGGGGUUCAGAGGGUGGAGGUCUACUCUUCAGACACCGGGCAGUGGACCUCCGUUGGGAGUGCGUGGAGCUCCCAGAACCUCAUGAUUGGCGAGGAAUCGGGAUGCGUCUACUUCAAUGGAUCUCUGCAUCUGGCUGUCUGCCAUCCUGUGGUCAAGGUGGACUGGGAGGGAGUGAUACGCUCCAUGGUCACUUUUGACGCAGAGAGGGAAACCUGGAGGAGGAUCCGUAUGCCGGACACCAGCAAUAACGGUUUCUUUGGGCUGUCGCAGGGACGCCUAUACACCGCGCGUGUAGAAAAUGAAGGUAAAUGCCGGCUCUUGGUCUGGGUUCUCGAGGAUCAUGCUAGCGGACUGUGGACCUUGAAGUGUACUGCCAGCAUUCUUGAACUGCUAGGAAGCCCUUGCCGUGCACCCAACGAAUUCUACCAGCCGGUUGCGAUCCAUCCAGAGUGCAAUCUGAUAUUCCUUCAAGAUGCGGGGCAGGAAGCAUUGCUUAUGUCCUACAAUAUGGAUACCGGUAAACUGGAUAUUGUCUGCUCUCUUGGAGACCGCUGGGCGCAAAGAUUUCACCCGUACAUUCCCUGUUUUGUGGAGAAGCCGCCCGUUCCUCAGUGAAUUUUGGAGCAGCUUCACAUUUGCCGAGUCGGCGUGGCUCCGGUGCCUUCAUGAGAAUCAGAUGUCGGGUAUGGUCCAAGUAUCGAUGGUUUUAGGUGUUGAUUGGAUAGGUGCUCUUUCUAUCCAGUUAUUUAGUGCUAGUACCUUCAGUCUGCAGCUUGUUAUGGAUCACAGUUAAAUUAUUGAUAUCUUCCUGUUCUGAUGCAUUUGAAAGUAGUACUCUGUCAUAUGUUAUUUGAAACGGAUGUCUCCUUUGGAGUGAUUUAACAGUACCUUGGAAUCUUGGAUCAACUUCUCUGAAUUUUUGUACAUUCUGGGAGAUUCCUUCAGUGAAUUCUGCUCGCAUUGUGUCAACCAAUACCAAUAUGUGCUAGCCUGAGAACACAAUUAUAUUUUAUUCCUUUUAGAGGAAGAGAAUAUAAUUGCAAUCUUUCCCCUCAAAAAAAAAAAAGAAUAGCACAAGUGAUUCAGUGACACCACUAGUGAAGAUUGGAUAUGGAAUGCCACACAGGUUCAGUGUUCAUCACCAUCACUCUUAGCACCCCAUAGUGUCCUUGUUCUGAGUAAACUGUCCAAGGCCAUUAUAGUUCUGCGAUGAAUUCCUGACUAGACUGCUAUACCACUGUCAUAUGCAGUGGCUUGUAAACUUUAAUACAGCUACUGGAAACUUUUGUGAAGGUAGGAUUGUCAUUGAAUAGCGAUAACAGCAUGAAUAGGAAUGCAAAUGAAAAUAUAUGCUUUGUUUUUUCA